Molecule: messenger RNA, 3963 nt
Organism: Chlorocebus sabaeus (green monkey)
Lineage: Eukaryota; Metazoa; Chordata; Mammalia; Primates; Cercopithecidae
Gene: F11R
Product: F11 receptor
Biological process (GO): establishment of endothelial intestinal barrier; intestinal absorption; regulation of membrane permeability
Cellular component (GO): bicellular tight junction
Source: RefSeq, a predicted model, not a curated record
CGAUCUAGGCUCACUGCAACUACCGCCUCCGGGCUCAAGUCAUCCUCCCACCUCCGCCUCCCAAGUACCUGGGACUAUACUGACCAGGCUCCCAUUUUCCAAUUGAGUGCUCCCUUUCCCUUGUUUUUUCCCUUUCUUCCUCCCAGCGCAGCUCAUCUCUCAAAGCCUGUGAAUGCUGCCGGUGGGGUGGACAGAGGAACAGUUUGGAGAUGGUGUCAAGAGGUACUUCUCAGCCCUCCAGCUCCUACUGAGAACACAGCCAGUCAGGAAGUCCCUACUUCAGGAACACCAACCAAUCAGGGGGCCGUCACCUGCUGAAGGUGCGGAAUUCGUCUCCUGACGCGACAGUCUCCUGGGCCAAUCAGAGGCAGCUCAGGAACCCGUCGGCGGCUGUUGUAGCGGGAGCCUGAUCGCGAUGGGGACAAAGGCGCAAGCCGACAGGAAACUGUUGCACCUCUUCAUAUUGGCGAUCCUGUUGUGCCCCCUGGCAUUGGGCAGUGUUACAGUGCACUCUUCUGAACCUGAAGUCAGAAUUCCUGAGAAUAAUCCUGUGAAGUUGUCCUGUGCCUACUCGGGCUUUUCUUCUCCCCGUGUGGAGUGGAAGUUUGACCAAGGAGACACCACCAAACUCGUUUGCUAUAAUAACAAGAUCACAGCUUCCUAUGAGGACCGAGUGACCUUCUUGCCAAGUGGUAUCACCUUCAAGUCCGUGACACGGGAGGACACCGGGACAUAUACUUGUAUGGUCUCUGAGGAAGGUGGCAACAACUAUGGGGAGGUCAAGGUCAAGCUCAUCGUGCUUGUGCCUCCAUCCAAGCCUACAGUUAGCAUCCCCUCCUCUGCCACCAUUGGGAACCGGGCAGUGCUGACAUGCUCAGAAAAAGAUGGUUCCCCACCUUCUGAAUACACCUGGUUCAAAGAUGGGAUUGUGAUGCCUACGAAUCCCAAGAGUACCCGUGCCUUCAGCAACUCUUCCUAUGUCCUGAAUCCCACAACAGGAGAGCUGGUCUUUGAUCCCCUGUCAGCCUCUGAUACUGGAGAAUAUAGCUGUGAGGCACGGAAUGGGUAUGGGACACCCAUGACAUCAAAUGCUGUGCGCAUGGAAGCUGUGGAGCGGAAUGUGGGGGUCAUCGUGGCAGCCGUCCUUGUAACCCUGAUUCUCCUGGGAAUCUUGAUUUUUGGCAUCUGGUUUGCCUAUAGCCGAGGCCACUUUGACAGAACAAAGAAAGGGACUUCGAGUAAGAAGGUGAUUUACAGCCAGCCUAGUGCUCGAAGUGAAGGGGAAUUCAAACAGACCUCGUCAUUCCUGGUGUGAGCCUGGUUGGGCUCACCGCCUGUCAUCUGCACUUGCCUCACUCAGGUGCUACCGGACUCUGGCCCCUGAUGUCUGUAGUUUCACAGGAUGCCUUAUUUGUCUUCUACACCCCACACGGCCCCCUACUUCUUAGGAUGUGUUUUUAAUAAUGUCAACUAUGUGUCCCUUCCUCCUUCAUUCUCUCCCUUCCUUUCCUACCACUGCUGAGUGGCCUGGAACUUGUUUAAAGUGUUUAUUCCCCAUUUCUGUGAGGGAUCAGGCAGGAAUCCUGGGUAUGCCAUUGACUUCCCUUCUAAACAGCAAAAAUGGUGGGGCUCCCAGGAAUCUGCACUCAACUGCCCACCUGGCCGGCAGGGAUCUUUAAAUAGGGAUCUUGAGCUUGGUUCUGGGCUCUUUCCUUGUGUACUGAGGACCGGGGCCAGCUGUUCUAGAGUAGGGAUUAGAGGCUAGAGCAGCUGAAAUGGUUGUUUGGUGAUGACACUGGGGUCCUUCCAUCUCUGGGGCCCACUCUGUUCUGUCUUCCCAUGGGAAGUCCCUCUGCCCUGUCCUCCUCUUGAAUACAAGCCGACUGACAUUGACUGUGUCUGUGGAAAAUGGGAGCUCUUGUUGUGGAGAGCAUAGUAAAUUUUCAGAGAACGUGAAGUGAAAAAUAUUUAAAACCACUGCUCUAAAGAAAAGAAAACUGGAGGCUGGGUGUGGUGGCUCACGCCUAUAAUCCCAGAGGCCGAGGCAGGUGGAUCAUCUGAGGUCAGGAGUUCAAAAUCAGUCUGACCAACAUGGAGAAACCCUACUAAAAAUACAAAAUGAGCCAGGCAUGGUGGUACAUGCCUGUAAUCCCAGCUGCUCGGGAGCCUGGUAACAAAAGCGAAACUCUAUCUCAAAAAAAAAAAAAAAAAAAAGGGAAAGAAAGAAUAGAAAAGAAAGCUGGAGCUGGUAGCUCAGGCCAUCACCCUUCCCUUGGCUGGAACUAUUGGACAGACCCUUUUGAGAUGUGCUCGUGGUGCUAUGGAGAUGUGUGUAGUGGUCUUAGCUCUUUGUUGAGCCUGUGUGUGUGUUGUGCGGUCUUAGCUGUAUGCUGAAAUUGGGUGUGUGUUGGAGGGCUUCUUAGCUCUUUGGUGAGAUUGUAUUUCUAUGUGUUUCUAUCAGCUGGAUGUUGCUGGAAAUAAAACCUUGGUUUGUCAAGGCUCUUUUUGUGGGAAGUAAGUAGGGGAAAAAGUCUUUGAGAGUUCCUGGGCUCCUUUGUACAACAGGAAAAUGCCUCAAAGCCUUGCUUCCCAGCAACCUGGGGCUGGUUCCCAGUGCCUGGUCCUGCCCCUUCCGGGUUCUUAUCUCAAGGCAGAGCUUCUGAAUUUCAGGCCCUCAUUCCAGAGCCCUCUUGUGGCCAGGCCUUCCUUUGCUGGAGGAAGGUACUCAGGGUGAAGCUGAUGCUGUACUUGGGGGAUCUCCUUGGCCUGUUCCACCAAGUGAGAGGAGAAAGUACUUACUCUUGUACCUCCUGUCCAGCCAGGUACAUUAACAGACCUCCCUAUGGCUGUAGGAACUACUGUCCCAGAGCUGAGGCGGGGGGAUUUCUCAGGUCAUUUGGAGAACAAGUGCUUUAGUAGUAGUUUAAAGUAGUAACUGCUACUAUAUUUAGUGGGGUGGAGUUCAGAAGAAAUUUGAAGACCAGAUCAUGGGUGGUCUGCAUGUGAAUAAACGCGAAUGAGCAGGACAGGCCUGGCUAUCAUUGCUUUCCUCCUCCCCAUUUGGACCCUUUGCCCUUACAUUUUUGUUUCUGCAUCUACCACCAUCCCACCAGUCUAUUAACUUAGCAAGAGGACAAAUAAAGGGCCCUCUUGGCUUGAUUUUGCUUCUUUCUUUCUGUGGAGGAUAUACUGAGUGCCACUUUGCCCUAUCCUAUUUGGAAAUCCCUAACAACUGAGUUUUCUAUUAAGGAUCCAAAAAGAAAAACAAAAUGCUAAUGAAGCUAUCGGUUAAGGGUCACAUGCCAAUAAAAAAUAAAUUUUCCAGAAGAAAUGAAAUCCAACUAGACAAAGCAGAGCUUAUGAAAUGGUUCAGUAAGGAUGAGUUUUUUUUUUUUUUUUUUUUUUUUAAGACGGAGUCUCACUCUGUCACCCAGGCUGGAGUGCAGUGGUGUGAUCACCCGUCUUCCAGGUUCAAGCCAUUCUCCUGCCUCAGUCUCCUGAGUAGCUGGGAUUACAGGUGCAUGCCACCAUGCCUGGCUAAUUUUUGUGUUUUUAGUAGAGACAGGGUUUCACCAUGUUGGUCCAGCUGGUCUCAAACUCCUGACCUCUUGAUCCGCCUGCCUCGGCCUCCCAAAGUGGUGGGAUUACAGGUGUGAGCCACCGUGCAUAGCCAAGGAUGAGAUUUUUAAAGUAUGUUUCAGUUCUGUGUCAUGGUUGGAAGAGACAGUAGAAGGGAUAUGGAAAAGGUCAUGGGGAAGCAGAGGUGAUUCAUGGCUCUGUGAAUUUGAGGUGAAUGGUUCCUUGUUGUCUAGGUCACUGGUGAAGAAUGAGUCAGUUAUUACCAGCCUUGGAAUUUACUUCUAUAGCUUACAACAGACCUUUAGAACUGGAAAACACCUUGUCUGCAUUCACUUUAAAAUGUCAAAACUAAUUUUUGUAAUAAAUGUUUAUUUUUCACAUUGA